Molecule: messenger RNA, 1465 nt
Organism: Salvelinus fontinalis (brook trout)
Lineage: Eukaryota; Metazoa; Chordata; Actinopteri; Salmoniformes; Salmonidae
Product: R-spondin-2-like
Exons: 6
Coding region: 713-1453 (246 amino acids)
Source: RefSeq, a predicted model, not a curated record
GGAGCCUCGGUGUAGCGUGAGCACCUAGGCAGCUAAAUAGCAUGUGUCAUCUUCAUUAUCUAAAAUAAUAAGAAAAAACACUUCGCUCUGGUCAAGGGGCUUCUAAUUCUGAGCAGCCCCAAAGAUCUAGAAAUCUCCACGUGACAGGAGCAGCUAUAUGAGAAAGCAGCCCAAGCAUCAGGACCAGUAGUGAGCCUACCACUUCACCUCUGCUCGAAGCGCAAAUGCAGACAAUCUAGAGGAGAAUCUACUGGCUUCAUAUCCUUUGCUAUAAAAACCACAACGUAAAACGGGACGCCCGAAUGGUGUAGACAAGUUUGUUGGAGUGAAAAAGGACACGCUUUGAGCGGGGAAAUAGGUAUUAUCGGAAUAAAACUCGCGUGCGUCUCAAGGAGAAGGGAGAUCACUCGGACCUCUGUUCUCUUCAGAAUAACUUUUCAUACAAGAGGGAUGCUGCAUGCUCCAGACCCGCUGUGGCUUUCUGAAGUGGUUUUAGACUGUCACAUAUGCAGCACUCAAAAGGGACACUUGUGAAUGAAGGAACGGUGAUCUUCAUAAAAUGAUAUUAUUCCGUGGUGAGAUACUAUGUCGUCGCUGCUCGUUUAAUGUGUGACAAGUUGGAAUCAUUCAAGAAACUGGAGGAAACGAACCAGAUAAUUCAUCCCAAACACAAUUGGCACUUCUUAUUCGAGUCGGAACACCAGCCGUCCAGAUGCAGUUUCGACUUUUCUCAUUGGCUUUAAUCGUGUUGAACUGUAUGGAGUACAGCAACUGUCAAACCCAGUCAAAUCGCUGGAGGAGGAACAAAAGAGCUAGCUAUGGCGUGUACCCCAUCUGCAAGGGCUGCUCGGUGUGCUCCAAGGACAACGGCUGCGUGAACUGCCAGCCCAAGCUCUUCCUGUUCCUGCGGCGGGAGAGGAUGAGGCAGUACGGCGAGUGUCUCCACGCAUGUCCGGCGGGGUACUAUGGCAUUCGAGCUCCCGAGAUCAACACGUGCUCCCGGUGCAGGAUAGAUAACUGUGAGUCCUGCUUCAGUAAAGACUUCUGCACCAUGUGCAAGGCAGGGUUUUACCUGCACAAAGGGCGCUGCUCCGAGAAGUGCCCAGAGGGCUUUGCGCCCCUGGAGGACACCAUGGAGUGUGGAGAAGGCUGCGAGGUGGGCCAGUGGAGCGAGUGGGGGUCCUGCACCAGGAGAAACAAAACCUGCGGCUUCAAGUGGGGUCUGGAGACCCGGACGCGGCAAAUCGUGAAGAAGCCGCCCAAGGACACGAUACCCUGCCCCACCAUCGCCGAGUCAAAGAGAUGCAAAAUGGCCAUUAGGCACUGCAGGAGAGGAGAAUCAGGGAAGCACCGACCCAAAGAACCAAAGAAGAAGUCCAACAAGCAGAGGCUCCGGUUCCAGGCCCAGAACCAGCACAGUGACCACCUGGCAUCCAUGAGCUCCAGCCAGUAGAGGACUGGGACC